Molecule: messenger RNA, 2571 nt
Organism: Paramuricea clavata
Lineage: Eukaryota; Metazoa; Cnidaria; Anthozoa; Malacalcyonacea; Plexauridae
Source: the annotation of a GenBank genome assembly
UGGAACAUGGCGGUCGGAGGCAUUUUUAAAUUUAAAAAAACUACACAAUAAAGUGGCAUAUUUUCUUUUGAAUUUUGUCAACGCUGUUGUAAUUACUUCUCCUUAAUUUAAUAAUGAUUCGUAACCGCGUUGAAGAUUUCAACGCUCAGAAACAGAGCCCAAGAGUUGGACAAGAAGCGCUGUUUUUGGUGAGGAAAAAUUGAUUUUUGUCAUUUUAUUAUUUUUAUGUUUGUAUAACUUUAACCAUUGCAAUAUGUUUGCUUUGCUUGCACAAGUUGUUGAACCCUGAGAGCAGAGCCUGAUUCAGGCUGUGCUCUGGAGGUUAGAAACCCAGGCUGCUGUUGGAAGUGGCUUCAUAAUAUUUCCAUGUGUUGUCACCAGACAGCAGAGUAUGGCAAGUGCAUACUGCAACACGAGAAUUUUUUGUUCAAUAACUUUGCACACUUCAAUAACUAUAUUUAUGCCUACACAACUAGAAGUUGUUGCAUAUUAUUGGCAAUUUCUAACAUUAACACCAACAUUAGUGCAUGCUUGAAUGAAUUUCAGUAGGGAUGUGCCGGAUACCGAUAUCCGGUAAAAUUUAGACAUCUGGCACUAUCCGGUAUAAAUUUGCCGGAUAUUUACCGGAUAGUACUGUAAGAUAUUUUGUUACAACCAUGAAGGGGAUGGUGAUGUCAACUGCUCGUUCGCCAACAGCGGUGAAUUUUAUAUUCUGAAUACCAGUAAAUAAUGUAAGGUGAAUCACAAGAUAUGGCCUUGGUAAAGACAAAUAGGUCAAAGAGACAAAAACUCUUGAAGUUAUUGUAUUAAACACAUUGCCACAUUGGACUAGUUAAUUAAGCUAUAAUGGGAGUAUCUGGUUACUGUAUUAUCCGGUAUCCAGUCAUCAUUUUCAUAUGACCGCGGUAUCCGGUAGACUACUAUCCGGUAUCCAGCAAAACAGUAUCCGGCAUAUCCCUAAAUUUCAGACAGGAUUGCAUGCUCACUCGUACAUGCACCUAAAUUGCUAAAAUGUUAGUCUUUAUGUCUGAGAUCUUGUUGAAAACUUCCAUACUAUGAAGUCUGGUAUGUAAACCUUGCGUCGAAAAUGAUCAGAGACUGUGUUGGUGCCUGCCAAUGGAGGUCAAGCUGCCAGCCCCUGAGGCCAUUGCAGUUGAUAACAUGAAGGAACUACUUGGCAACUACUUAUAUAAUUGAGGCCAGUGGCCAGGCAACUAGACACUCUGGCUGUACUUUUGGUCUUGAACAUUCCUGAUUGUGCACCAAUUUUGACAUGAUUGUGUGGCAGCAAUCCAAUUAAAAUAACUUCAAUUUUCUACGAUGUUAUACAAAACCUCGUGGCUUAAUGCAGCAAGAAAUUUUGGGGAAGUGUUGUUUAUAUCACUUUGGUUUCAUUAAUUAAUAAAAAUGUGUUAAAAUCAAUUUUUUGGGUUGGAACAUUUAACCAACCAAAAUUGGUUGGUCACAUAUCUGGUUAUACAGUAAAAUGCUAUCCAGACAAUGUCCAGUGACUGACACUACUGUAAUUUGCAUGCUUGUUAUUGUGACUUUUUAAUUAACUAGUAAAAAAAGUAAAAUAAUAAAGUAGUAGGGUCAUCUGGGCACAACAUGACAUUGCCACUUGUAGGGUGUUACACUAUGUGUAAACACCAUAAAAAAUUGUAUUUUUAGGAACAAAUCCACAUUUCAUUGCAAAAGCCCUUUCCUGAAAGAUGUGAGGAUGUGCGAAGAAUGAUAAAUGAGCUUUCUAUCAAGGUAUAUUUACAGUAUAGUCUAUCAAGGUAUAUUUAUAUAUUACGUACAGUUUUACAUAUGGCAUAGAAAGGGCCAUAACAAUGCAGUUGUGUUAUCAGGGUGGCUCAGACAUUCCAACUACUGGAGGUAAAAUUUAGGGAGACUGUUCAGUGAAUUGAAAUCUAUAGUUCUUCUGGGGAAAAAAUAAUAAAAAAUAAGUCUUCUGAAAUUUGCGUUUCCUGCAUUUUGGGAAUAUAAUUAAGUGAUAUAAUAUCCUAUAAAUUGCCACAAAGUAAAGUAACGUUCAUAAAAAGGUCAAGACAGACUAUUAUGUUGCUAAAUACUGUAUGUUUAUGACUUUUUUACAAUAUUUCCUGAAUAUUCUGAAAAAUUGGGAGAAUGUGGUAAAAAUUGGGAGACCAGGAGAUUGCACAAAUUUUCGGGAGACUCCCAGUAAAAUCGGGAGAGUUGGAAUGUCUGGUGGCUGUAUUAACAGGGUACAUUUAUAAGGAAAUGUACUGUCUUGGUGUGUGUUUUUUUUUGGAGACAAAAAAUGUGUAGCCAUAAAUCUAUUAUCUUCUUUUUAGGAUCUCCAUGUAUUUUACCCUCAUCUUCUUGCCAGUAUUUUCAGCGUCAUUCCCAACAAAGGCUGGGCUUUACACACGCCACAUUCUAGAUCGCUGGAAGGUUUUCGACGUUUCCUUGGUCCCCACGGUCCUGUGUGGAGUCUCGUUGAAAAACUGGACAGAGAUUCUUUCCUUCGUUACGAGUUUCCUAUCACAUGCUUACCUGUAAGUUGAUGUGAUCCAGUGACCAGCAUAUCUAAGCAUGACGCAU